Sardina pilchardus (European sardine) is the source of this 1498-nucleotide messenger RNA. It is a transcript of the gene galt, whose product is annotated as galactose-1-phosphate uridylyltransferase. The record is from RefSeq and is a predicted model, not a curated record. Lineage: Eukaryota; Metazoa; Chordata; Actinopteri; Clupeiformes; Clupeidae. Gene Ontology annotation, cellular component: cytoplasm. Gene Ontology annotation, biological process: beta-D-galactose catabolic process via UDP-galactose, Leloir pathway. Gene Ontology annotation, molecular function: zinc ion binding; UDP-glucose:hexose-1-phosphate uridylyltransferase activity. The transcript is spliced from 11 exons. The coding region runs from base 126 to 1214 and encodes 362 amino acids.
CGCGCCAGUGCGAGGAUGACCAAUGAACUACACACCAUAAUUGAUAAAUCAGGAAGCAUUGUGAUUCCAGUUUAAACUUUAGCCGUGAUAAGAAUUAGUCGGGGAUAGAUUAACCUGAUGGUGCAAUGGACAAUGACAACAAACUCGUGUUUGAUCCCAAAGAGCAUCAGCAUCUGCGCUUCAACCCCCUGCGGGGCUCCUGGGUGCUGGUGUCCGCACACCGCAUGAAGCGUCCGUGGAGCGGCCAGGUGGAGAAACCCCCGGAGGACAAGGUGCCGCGCCACGACCCCAGCAACCCCCUGUGCCCCCGGAGCACCAGAGCUAAUGGGGAGGUGAAUCCUGAUUAUGACGGCACCUUUUUGUUCGAGAAUGACUUUCCGGCGCUCCAGCCAGACGCCCCAGAACCUGGCCCUGACCACCAUCCUCUGUUCCAAACCAAAUCUGCCAGGGGCGUCUGUAAGGUCAUGUGCUUCCACCCGUGGUCUGAUGUCACACUUCCUCUGAUGAAGCCAGAAGAGAUACGUGUUGUGGUGGACAAGUGGGCGGAGCUAAUCGAGGAGCUUGGCCCCUCCUACCCCUGGGUGCAGAUAUUUGAGAAUAAAGGAGCGAUGAUGGGCUGCUCCAACCCCCAUCCCCACUGUCAGGUGUGGGCCAGUAACUUCCUGCCCAAUGAGCCGGGAUUGGCGGAUGGCUGUCAGAGGGACUUCCUGCGGAAGCACGGCGAGCCCAUGCUGGUGCAGUACGCCCGCCAGGAGGCCGAGAGGAAGGAGCGGGUGGUGGUGGAGAACCCUGACUGGCUGGCUGUGGUCCCCUACUGGGCCACCUGGCCCUUUCAGACGCUGCUGUUGCCACGGAGACACGUCCUGCGACUCCCAGACCUCACCAGCCAAGAGAGAGAUAGUCUGGCGUCCAUAAUGAAAAGACUCCUGACCAAAUAUGACAACCUCUUCGAGAUCUCCUUCCCGUACUCAAUGGGCUGGCAUGGUGCCCCCACCGGUGCCCAGCUGGCGGAGGACGUGUCCCACUGGCAGCUCCACGCCCACUACUACCCGCCGCUGCUGCGCUCUGCCGCCGUGCGCAAGUUCAUGGUGGGCUACGAGAUGCUGGCGCUGCAGCAGCGGGACCUCACGCCCGAGCAGGCAGCUGAGAGACUGAGGAAUCUUCCGGAAGAGCACUACAAACAGAGGAAGACGGAGAGCUGUGAAGGGAAAUGAUAAACGCUGCCAACAUAUGGUAUAGCCAACUGAUCAUUAGAAAGGAGGGAAAAAAGGCAGCUCUUUGGAUGAAAACAUGUUUUAUUGCACAGACAUGUUUUGGCGUAGUGCCUUCAACUAAUCAUUAACCUUGGGUUAACAAGAACCAUAUCAAAACAUGUUUGAAGUGAUUAUUAUGUGAUUUAUAGUGAUAAAGCAUCAUUGUCAUGUUUUUCAAUGUACUGUAAGACAGAAGUCAUUGUCUUAUAAAGAAAAUGAUUAUCUUAUUAAAAGCAAUCAUGCAA